Fomitopsis serialis is the source of this 975-nucleotide messenger RNA. RefSeq lists its product as uncharacterized. Bases 1 to 975 code for a protein of 324 amino acids. Lineage: Eukaryota; Fungi; Basidiomycota; Agaricomycetes; Polyporales; Fomitopsidaceae. The record is from RefSeq and is a predicted model, not a curated record. The transcript has 5 exons.
AUGACCAACAGUCGUGUAACGACGGCCGAGAAGGAGGAGGCGCAGAGGCCAGCGCAGGACGUUCCGACGCGACCCAAGACUCCCGAGCGGAAGACACAACAGCCCGCCCCUGCCACCCCGCGCAGCCGGAGUGCGGUCCGGAUCGUCGACGCGAUGGGGCGCGAGGUCGAGGAGCCCGCGCCGGAGGCGUCUGGCUCGCGUGACGUCCGACGCGGGCUGGACACCGAGCUGGCGGAGGCGUCGCUGUCGGUCGUGGAGGACGAGGGGUCGUCUGUGUUUUCUGUGGACAUGCCGACGCCGCCGGCGCACAACGAGGCGCUUGCGCUGGGGCGGGAGCAGGUGGGGAACAUGAAGAAGGAGGCGCGGCAGGCGGAGAAGGACAGGUCGUGCCGGGAGCGGGCGGUGGACGACGGGCGGGCGCGGACGCUGGAGGACGCGUCGAGCAAGGCGCGGAGCAUGCGGCGGACGAUCUCGCAGACGCUGCAGCGGGUGGAGGACGCGGCGGAGAGCGUGCGGACGAGUCGGUACGCGCCGCUGCGCGAGAGCAUGCGCCGAAGCACGAGUCGGUUCCUGCCUUCCGCGAUGUCGGAGACGGGGGUCAAGCUGUCGUGGAGCCGCGGUACCUGGCUGUUCUGGGCCUUUGUGCUUAUCCAGCUCGGAUUCUGUCUGGUCAUAUUAUCUAACAUGCGGGCUCGUCGACUGUUCCUGACGACGUACUACGACCCGUUCUACGCGGACGUCUACCUCUUCACGCGCACGCACCCGUCCCCAUCGAACCCAUCCGCGAUCCCGCCGCACGCGAGCUGGUACGAGGUGCCUGCGAUGCUCGCGCGCGGGGGCUGGGGCUGGCAGGGCGCGGUGCAGGAAGUCUGGAGCGGGGCGAUGUGCGCUCUUUCGCUACGGCCGUGCGAACCGGGUGCGUCGGAGGUGUGGAACAACGCCGCGCACGGUCACACUCACUGGCCGCCGGCAUGA